This is a messenger RNA of Nipponia nippon (crested ibis), 1032 nucleotides long. The record is from RefSeq and is a predicted model, not a curated record. Lineage: Eukaryota; Metazoa; Chordata; Aves; Pelecaniformes; Threskiornithidae.
UUAUCCUUGUUGACAGGUCAGUCACUCUACAGUGUGGUAUAUUGUAAUUUCUUACCUGAAGAAAUCAGCAGCAAUUAGGAAAUGGCCAAAGUUGAAAAGUUUGCUUUUCACGUUCCAAGUCUGGAGGAGCUUGCUGGGGUUUUGCAGAAAGGGCUUAAAGAAAACUUUGCUGAUGCUCAAGUCUCUGUUGUAGACUGUCCUGAUCUGACUCAGGAACCCUUCAACUUUCCUGCCAAAGGAAUCUGCGGAAAGCCUAGAAUAGCGGAUGUGGGAGGUGUUCCGUACCUCAUACCUGUUGUACAGAAAGAAAAAGUUUACGAUCUAAAUACAGUUGCAAAAGACAUAGAGCUGCCUGGAGCUUUCAUUCUUGGAGCUGGAGCUGCUUCAUCUAAAAUUCUUGGAGUAAAUGCUGAGCUUAUCCCUAUUGUUCAAACUAAGAGUGAAAAAAAGCCUGCUGUAAAUGGGAGCUACAUUGCUCAGAUAAAUCCUGCAGAUAAAGGGUGCCUGCUUGAGAAAUACAGCAGUAAAUACACUGACUGUGAGUUUGGGCUGUUGGCCAACCUUUAUGCCAGUGAGGGCCAACCUGGUAAGGUCAUUGAAGUGAAAGCCAAUGGAAGAACUGGGGAACUUAACUUUGUGUCUUGUCUGAGACAAAUUUUAGAGAAACACUAUGGAGAAAAGCCAGUUGGGAUGGGUGGUACAUUUAUCAUUCAGAAGGGGAAAGCAAAGAUUCACAUCAUGCCUCCAGAGUUUUCUGCCUGUCCUCUGAAUACCGAUGAGGAUGUGAAUAACUGGCUCAAAUUCUUUGAAAUGAAGGCUCCGCUGAUUUGUCAGACAGUAAUAGUUUCCAGAGAUCCGGGCUUUGAUCUGCGCGUGGAGCACACCCACUGUUUCAGCCACCACGGGGAAGGAGGGCACUACCACCAGGACACCAGCCCCGACAGCGUGCAGUACCUGGGGUACCUCCUGCCCGCCGAGCUGCUCUUCCGCAUCGACAGGCCCCAGGAGACGCACCUCGUCGGGAGGGACUGA